Fusarium pseudograminearum CS3096 is the source of this 699-nucleotide messenger RNA. RefSeq lists its product as uncharacterized. The transcript has 4 exons. NCBI's taxonomy places the organism in Eukaryota, Fungi, Ascomycota, Sordariomycetes, Hypocreales, Nectriaceae. Bases 1 to 699 code for a protein of 232 amino acids. The record is from RefSeq and is a predicted model, not a curated record.
AUGAUCUGGAUCGAGGCAGUAGUCAAUUUUGUCUUUGCCCUCCUUACCUUCCUUUACCUCAAUGAAAUCAUACCUGGAGACCUUGGCUUUCUAUUAGCCACCGUCAUUCUAUGGUCUAUCCAAACGCAGCUCCUCCCACAGAUUAUCGCCAACCGAGUCGCUUUGAUCAUGACGAACAGGCGCCGAGCUCGGCAUCUAAAAUGGGGCCUUUUUAUCUCUAUUAUCUGUGUCAACAUCGCUGUUUGUUACAUCUUUACUGUUGCGCAUCUAGAGACAGCUACGUUUAAACAGAAAUAUGUCAACAUAGUGUUUGAGAAGGCGGAGAAGUCAUUUUUCCUCAUUAUCGACUUGACACUCAACUUAUACUUCUUAUACCUGGUGCGCUACCGUCUAAUUGCCGACGGACUCAACAAAUAUGUCCAAUUUGCUCCUCUUGCAUAUAUUGUCAAGCUCUACAUUGAACUACUCAUGGCCAACCUCAUCUCCAAGGUCGUUAGAGGUCAAUCACACAGCCGGGGAGGAGAGGGCUGGUACUCUGGCAGUCGAGACAAGUCCAACCCAACUAAUUACGGCAUUACCUCUCGUGUUGUUGUUCAUCUGGCUACUUAUCCAGAGCCUCAUGGCAUCACUAAGACGAUUGAGACUACUAUUGUGGUGAGGGACAGGGAUAGUGAUCGAACUUCCAAGGAUAGCAUCUAG